CUUGGUAAAAGCAGUAAACAGUCGGAGGAGAUUCGUGUGUUUGUGUUGUUGGAGACAGUAGUGAACAUGACUGCUGAUAAACUGGAGUUUUUAAACUCGUUUUUCUCUCAGCGGCUGCUGGCGGCUGCUGGAGAGAUAUUCCAGGUGGUGAAGGACACGAUUACUGAAUACCAGCAGGAAAUAAACCGGAUUAAUCAGGAAAACCAGAGUCUGAAGAUAAGGCUGAGGGAGAGGAGUGGGAACAAUGAAGCAGAUGAUCAGUCCAGUCAAGCUGUUCCUAUGGAUGUACCAAACUAUAGCCAAGAACACCUGGACACCAAGCCCUCAAUCAUAAAUGUGAAAGUGGAACUCUCCACCACUUUGCACCCGGAUGCUGAAUCACAGGAUCCAUCACAGGACCCGUCAAAUGAUCCACCGUCAUCCUCAUCUUGUUCUCCAUAUCCAGAAUCCGUGGACUGUACAAUCAUCUGCAAGGAUGAAGCUCCAGAGAUCAAACAUGAAAUAGUUGAGAAUUAUCAUCAUUUAAAAGGUCAAAGCACUUCUUCUCAGUGUUUGAUAUCCCCGGCUGAAACUCUCUCCCAGACUCAGGCUGGUGAACCGGUGGUUUAUUGUGAGUUCUGUGGAAAGCCUUUUGAUACUCGUGAGCAGCUUAAGCAGCACCUCGUUAUCCAUAGGGACGAACGUCCCAGGCCGUAUCGCUGCGACCUGUGUGAUAAGAGCUACAGCUAUGCCCAAGUGCUGGAAACACACCGUAGAACUCACACCGGAGAGAGACCAUACGACUGUCGGUUCUGUGGGAGACGCUUCAAUCAGAAAUGUCACCUGAAGUACCACGAGAAAAUUCAUACCGGUGAAAAGCCGCACAGCUGUUCGCUUUGUGGAAAACGAUUCAUUCAGAAAAGUCAAAUGAAAAGGCACACCUGUAACCCUUAUGAAACUGCGUUCAGGCAGUCAGGCAAGCCACCAAGCUGCAAAUGAAUUUCAGUAAAUAAAACAUGAACCGUAAUGAAUGCAGUUAUAUUAGCAUCAUAUAGAAUGGUGUACUGAUUGUGCUUAUUAAGUCAGACCUGUAUGGGGCAGAGCAAGAAGGUAAAUACAGGAAAGAAAAUAAGUCUGUAUUCUGGACUACUGCAGAUUUUUCUACAGGGAGCAGCAGAAGAGAUGGCAGAGUAAUCACGAAGCUACAAUUUAAAAAAUAUUAAUUAAUCAUCCCAUCAGACAUACUAAUGCCUGGUCCACACUACAUAAUCUUAGAUAAUAUUAUCCAAUGUUGAAAACAUUAGACAUAAAGACAUUUUUCAUGCUGAUAUACACAAAAGUGAAUACCCUUUAGACAUUAUCGACUGUAUGUUGAGUUAUUUAGAGGGCACACAGCUGUACACUGACUACUUUACAUAGUAUCAAAGUUUCAUAUUUUCAGUGUUGUUCCAUUAAAAUAUGUGAUGGGUGUACUCUACUGUAUGUUCUAUUCACUUACAAUAAACAUUUCAAAUAGCAGGUAUGAAGGUGACAAUUUAAAUUCAUCCUGUAUAGGCAGGGUUUGUACGGUCAUGAAAAACCUGGAAAAGCCAUGAAAUUUUAAAAUAGAAUUUCCAGGCCUGGAUUUGUUUUGGAAAAAUAAAAAUAGCCAAAAAGUUUUGGAAAAGUAGUCUCACAAUUACAUCAGCUCAGAAUUAAUUCAGUAAUUUAGCCCUACACAAUAGAGCUCUCAGGAUCUGACAUUUUUAUCAUGAAAGAUUCUGUGUCAGAUUCAUUUUAGGUCUACUAUAAGCAAUUUCGAUUAUAGUUUUAGUUGAUUUUUGGUUUUAUUGUGUACUAUUUUUAAAAAUUGUAUGGUCGUGAAAAUUUGCCUUGAAGGCAUGGAAAGGUCAUGAAAAAAUCAUAGAAAUGUAUUGGUAUGAUAUUGGUAUGAACCCUGGUAGGUAAGUCUCAGCUUUCAUUAGCAGACAGUCUUUCAGUUAUCAGGUCAGAGUGGAGCUCCACUCCACACUACAGAGUCAUACAUGUUAAACAUGUUUCAUCCAGUUUAAAGUUCUCUGUUCACUCUCUUAUGUCUCCUCCUGAAUCAUCAUAUCACUCAUGGUAUGGUCUGAACUUGCCUGGCAUAUGUUUGAAAUGGUUUAAACAAAGUUUAGAAUCAGAAAAUAAAUUGUUUUGGUUAUUUUUUUACUUUUCAGUUUUUGUUGUCUUUUCUGUCAGUUGUUGAAAAAGUUGUAUAAAUAAAUAAAAGAUGCUUGACUUCUUUAGACA
Astyanax mexicanus (Mexican tetra) is the source of this 2250-nucleotide messenger RNA. Its product is annotated as zinc finger protein 3. The transcript has 2 exons. Lineage: Eukaryota; Metazoa; Chordata; Actinopteri; Characiformes; Acestrorhamphidae. Gene Ontology annotation, molecular function: RNA polymerase II cis-regulatory region sequence-specific DNA binding; DNA-binding transcription factor activity. The record is from RefSeq and is a predicted model, not a curated record. Gene Ontology annotation, biological process: regulation of transcription by RNA polymerase II. Bases 67 to 978 code for a protein of 303 amino acids.